AUGGCCACCGAUAUUGAGAAUUUCGCGGGAGGGUACUUCAUCGAGGUCCUCCUGGCAAUCAUGUUGUACGGUAUUGCGAUCACACAAGCAUAUGUGUAUUGGUGGGACUACUCAGACGAUUCGAGGCGAUCGCGGUGGACGGUUGUUAUCCUGAUGAUCAUGGAGACUCUACAUACCGGUUUUAGCUUUGCCGCGAUGUACGAAUACCUCAUCAUCAAUUUCAACGACAUAGAACAGCUACAAACUCUCGUAUGGUACCUGAAAUCCAUGCAGAUUCUCAUCGCAGCAAUUGUUCAAGGGUUCUUAAUCCAACGCAUCUGGAUAUGCCAUCAUUCUCUUAUCUCGAGUGUGUUCAAGCUGGGCAGCUGGCAACUGUACCGAGACACAAAUGUGUCGCAUUACAGACCAUUUGAUCAAGCGGGUCCAGAUGUUCGUUUCGCUGGCAAUUGUCAUUACCUGUAUACGAUCACGUUCCUUGCAACAUUAAAUGCUCGUCAACAUUGGAGAAGUCGCCGGAGGUAUAGAAUGAAUGAUAUCGUGUCUAUGGAGCUCUCUCCUAGAGUGACGAGCGCUCAGGCGCAAGGGACUCAAGCACCACAGAUCGAGAUAUUGACGACGGUCUCAAAAGUGACCGACAACAUGCUCCACCGCGAACAUGGCGGCCCCAAGCCGCUUGUCUCGCGUGUUGUCACUGAUGAUAACAUAGAGUCAAGCAAGAUCAAGAUUUUGAACGAUGACUAUUGA
Messenger RNA from Postia placenta MAD-698-R-SB12, 744 nucleotides. RefSeq lists its product as hypothetical. The transcript is spliced from 12 exons. The record is from RefSeq and is a predicted model, not a curated record. The coding region runs from base 1 to 744 and encodes 247 amino acids. NCBI's taxonomy places the organism in Eukaryota, Fungi, Basidiomycota, Agaricomycetes, Polyporales, Adustoporiaceae.